AUGCACUCGACAGCUGUUGACUUCUCAAAAACUGGUAUCCCAGUAGACGUGAAGAAAUUACCAAAGCCGCCAUUCUAUCGCCCUGACUUCCUUGCGACAGUCCCCCCCCUCAAGGUUUACGACAUAGAUCAAAUCGAUCUUAUCGUGGAUCAUCAAGAGCCUGUCCAUGAGGAGGACACUAUGGGUCAAGCCAAGCACAAAUACUAUAGGUCGGACAAGAUCCUUGGACGUCUAUACCGAAAUGUCAACGAGAAGAAGAUCUGGGACGAAGAUAUUCAUCGCAGCACCACCAUGGACGGACCCUCUAUUUGGGAUCAGUUGCUGACGACUGUAAAAAGAGAGGUUGUCGGGUACAAUCUUGGUAUCGAUUGGACACGCAAGUCUGAACAGGCUUGGAAGAUUCGUAACCUGUACGAAUCCACCAUGGUAGACAAGAUGUGGCAUUUCUCGGAGAAUCCGCGCUCAUGUCUGACGGAAGUUGAAGUCUUUUGCGGUUUCAUCCUGAACAAGAAAGGCAGUCAGACAGCGCGCCAGCGAGACUCAUCUAUCAAGUUGAAAGAAGAGAUUGAUCGCAUUAUGACGUGGUUUGUCAAGAUGAUCCGAGAUCAGGGUCAGAGGAACGAUUUAGAAACGUUCGGCACCAGGACUGAAACCUCUUCUGCUCCGGACCGGCGGCGAGAGGAUGUUAUAGAACUGUGUUGGGCAUGUGUAGCUGUGGCAUGCUUGAAGAAGGAAGAUGCGCCCGUCACGUAUCAUGCAACAGGAGAGCUACAGAGUUUCCGCGUACUCGCUGCAUGCUGCCUCUUGAAGGAGCUGAACAACUUGACUAGGAAGAUGAAUAGCGUUUCCGGAGGUGGCUUUACCGGUGUGGGGAGUGGCCGGCGAGGCCGGCAGCAGACAGCACUUGCGAUACGGUGUCUGAACAGACCAUUCCAGCUCAUUUUGGCGACCACAACAGCAGACCUACCGUUACGUCAAAUGGCCACAGAGAGCGGGGUCAGCAGUAGCUUGACAUCAAGACCAAUGUGCCCGGACGUGGCACCGAACGGCACAUCGGACAGUCUUGUGCCUGAAGGGAAUGCACUGGCGGACAUGGAUACUAGCGAUGAUGAUUGCCGUCGCUUCGUUGUCAGCCAAGAAAAGCCCAGCACCAUCACCGAGAAGAAACGACUUGAUAAUGCGGCGUUCCGCGAUUGGGUAGUCAACACGCAGCGCGAAGCCAUGCGGAACUCACUAACGGCCCCUGACGACCUUCGGAAUCAGUCCGUUUCUCAUCUUAUUACGGCUAGCGAAAACAGAAUGAUCAUCACAACACCCCGAGAGUAUCAAAUUGAGCUCUUUGAGCGGGCAAAACGUGAAAAUACCAUCGUAGUUUUGCCUACCGGUUCGGGCAAAACCCUCAUUGCUGCACUGCUUCUUCGGCAUUGCCUUGAACAGGAGCUUGAGGAUCGUGCAGCAGGAAAACCCAAGCGGGUAGCCUUUUUUGUCGUAGAAAAGGUUGCGCUCUGCUUCCAGCAAUUUGCGGUUCUCAACUGUAACCUCGGAGCCUACCCUGUCACGAAGUUCUGGGGCAAAAUGAGUGGCACGAAGACAAAAGACUACUGGAAUAAGCAGUUCAGUGAUAACAUGGCGAUUGUCUGCACAGCGCAAAUUCUUCUUGAUUGCCUCAACAGUAACUUCAUCAACAUGUCCCAGAUCAAUCUCCUAGUAUUUGACGAGGUCCACCAUGCAAAAAAAGAGCACCCGUACGCUCGCAUCAUCAAAAAUCAUUACGUCCACCACGAAGGAGACAAACCACGGAUCCUUGGUAUGACUGCCUCACCUGUAGAUGCGCAGACAAAGGACUUCGAGGGAACUGCGGUCGAGAUAGAGACCUUUCUUUGCAGUAAAAUCGCCACCGUUUCUGGCGACGUGCUAGCAAAUUCUAUGGAUCUGCGGAAGCAACUUCAGGAGAAGGCCUAUUAUGAUGCAUUGAGGUUCCCAGAAGAAUCGAAGACAGCUUUGCGAGAGCUCAUCGUUGGACAAAUACUUCACAACGCCCUGUUCAAAGCAUCGCUCGAGUUCACUGAAGAAGCCUCCUCGACUCUGGGCUCCUGGUGUGCAGAUCGAUAUUGGCACCUCCUCAUCACGGAAGAUGAGACUAUGCAACUAGCAGCUAAAACUGACCGGGAAUUUGCCAAGAGCUUUGCAUCAAUAAAGGCAGACGGCGCAACGGACGCAGUCAGACGCGUCAGAGAUAUCGUCAAGAACAACGUACUUGGAAUAGUUCGGCCAUCCUCUCCGGGGUUAUCCGUAAAGGUGAAGAAGCUGCAUGAAAUUCUACUAAACGCCUUCACAUUCAACGGUACCAAACGGUGCAUCGUGUUUGUAGAAAAAAGGUAUACCGCCUGCCUACUGUCAGAUCUAUAUCAGCAACCGGAAAUGGGGAUCCGAGGCAUGAACGCUUCUUACAUGAUUGGCCGUCAGUCAAGCAUAUCGAAUAUCGGCGGUAUGUCUUUCCGAGACCAGGUGAUCACCCUUCAAAGGUUCAAGCGGGGAGACGUCAACUGCCUCUUUGCAACGCCAGUCGCUGAAGAAGGUAUUGAUAUCCCAGAUUGUGACCUAGUGGUCCGAUUCGAUCUCUUCAACUCCGUGAUACAGUACCUGCAGUCUAGAGGACGAGCUCGACAACAACGGUCGAAAUAUAUUACCAUGCUGGAGCAUGGUAACUCGAAGCAAAUUCGGAGCUUGAAGCAAGCGGAAAGAGAUGCGGCUUCUCUUGAGAAAUUCAUCAUGUCUCUCCCCUCAGACCGGAAACUGCAAGAUGAAUCGAUGGAUCCUGUAACCGCAACUCAAAACGAAUUGACAACUCAAAAAGUCUAUGUAAUGCCCUCGACUGGGGCUCGCCUCACAUUUUCUAUCAGCCUCGGGGUCCUUGCUAAGUUUACGUCUUCACUUUCAAGUAGCGAUAAUGGCAACCUGGAAUUCGUUGUCUCCAAACAAGGACCUACUUUCAUCGCUGACGUCAUCCUCCCCGAUUCGUCUCCUCUCAGGUCCAUGUCGGGAAUCCCGCAGCGCAGCAAGGCGUUGGCCAAGUGCUCUGCAGCUUUUGAGGCAUGUGUUUUGUUGAUCGACAAGAAAUAUAUCGAUGAACACUUCCAGCCCGUUUUUGUCAAGGCUCUUCCUGUUUUGAGGAACGCUAGGCUAGCUGCUGACUCCGGGAAGAAGGCCGAUUACAACAUGAGACUAAGACCGGAAGCUUGGUCAGUGCGAGGAGCGUGCAAGACACUUUUCGCAACGAUGAUCAUCCUUGAGAAUCCGGGAGCCCUUGGAGAAAACCGGCCAAGUCGACCGUUGAUGCUGCUCUCUCGCAACAAACUACCUAAGCUCCCUGAAAUUCCUCUCUUUUUUGGCAACGGAUGCUCGUCCGUUGUUAAAUUGAUAGCGUCUGAAAAUCCUCUGGAGCUAAGCCCGUGUGAAAUCCAAGGGAUACUCCGGUUUACCCUCAGGAUCUUUGGAGAUGUUUUCAGUAAAGAAUUCAACGCCGGGACCGACCAAAUGCCUUACUUCUUGGCGCCUUGUACAAGCAUCCAGAGCUCAACUCUAAUUAGGGCUCGAAUUGAUUGGCAGAUCGUAGAGAUUGUCAAGGAAUUCGAAUCUCUCAGUUGGUGGGGUGCUCCUGAUGAAUUCUUUGUGGAUAAGUUUGUUACGGAUCCAUUGGACAGAGGCCGUAAGCUCAUCAUCAGAGGUAUUGACAAGUCGAAGAAGCCUUCUGAUUCCACGCCAGUAGGAGUACCAGAGCCGAGAAGCCGAUCUUACAAAAGCGUUCAACCAACGAUCAAAGAGUACAGUAACAGCCUAUUCCUUAAUUCUCGUCGCAAGGCCCAGUGGCAGGACGACCAACCUGUUGUCAAAGCAGAGUUGCUGUCGCUUCGUCGGAAUUUGCUAGAUGAAUUUCAAACCGACGAGAACCUUAACAAGGACUGCUUUGUGAUAUUGGAGCCUCUAAGGGUAUCUCCUAUCCCUAUUGAUGUGGUCUUUAUGACCAUGACAUUUCCGGCCAUCAUCAACCGCAUUGAAUCGAUAUUGAUCGCUCUUGAUGCUUGUGCCUCGCUAGACCUUACCAUCCCUCCAGCAUUGGCUCUUCAAGCUUUAACAAAAGACGGUGGUGGUACAGGAGAUCUUGAUGUGAAGCAGAGCAACUUUCAACCUGGCAUGGGUGACAACUACGAACGGUUGGAGUUUCUGGGCGACUCGUUUCUGAAAAUGGCUACGACAAUCUCACUCUUCACCCUCAUCCCGGAAAGCAACGAGUGUGGGUACCACGCUGAGCGUGUGCUCCUCAUCUGCAAUCAAAACCUCUUCAAUCACGGUGUUGAGCAUAAUCUUCAUCAGUACAUACGGUCCAAGUCGUUUGAUAGGCGCGCCUGGUAUCCCGAUCUUCCACUUAAAAAGGGGAAAGUAACGAAAACCACCAUGACACAUGACCUGGCCGAUAAGACCAUUGCUGAUGUUUGUGAGGCGCUUAUUGGAGCUGCCUACCUCUCGGGUGAAGAAGGCAAUAUGGAUAUGGGGGUCAAAGCUGUCACGCGGAUGGUCAAAAGUAAAAACCACGAAAUGGAGUUCUUUCGUGAUUAUUUCGCUGCGUUCAAGGUUCCCCCAUGGCACACAGCCAAGAGCACCACUUUACAACGGCGUCUUGUUGACUGUGUUGCCAAAGUCACGGGGUAUCGCUUCAACUCUUCAGCCCUCCUCCAAAGCGUGUUUAAGCAUCCUUCAUGGCCCUAUGAAGCUGUGCCAGACUACCAACGCCUCGAGUUCCUCGGGGACGCCCUACUAGAUAUGGUUGUGGUUGACUUUCUAUACAAACGAUUCAAGCUAGCAGAUCCCCAGUGGCUGACAGAGCACAAGAUGGCCAUGGUCUCUAACCAGUUCCUCGGUUGUCUAUGUGUCCAACUCAACUUACACAAGCAUCUUCUCUUUACCACGUCCUCACUCACUGGACAGAUCAGUGAGUAUGUUGCGGAACUUGAACUUGCCAAGGAGGACGCACACAAAGUAGCCAAGGCGAACAGGACUCCUACGCGCAUGGACUUUUGGCUCCAUGCGUCUUUACCACCGAAGGUCUUGGCAGACGUUGCCGAAGCUCUCAUCGGCGCCAUGUUUGUUGACGCCAAGUAUAACUAUUCAGUUGUCAACCAGUUUUUUACCCGCUUCGUUGAGCCAUACUUCACAGAGAUGGUCCUCUACGAUACUUUUGCCAGCCAACACCCUGUUACAGUCCUUUGCAAGAAGAUGCAGCAGGAGCUCUGCUGUGUAAACUGGCGCAUCAGCGUAGGAAGCGUUCCUUGUACAGUGGAAGAAGGCAUGGCCGCGCUGAGAGACAGUGACGUUAUUGCUGUCUUUAUGGCGCAUCAAAAGGUCAUCCUGAGUACCACAUCCAAGAAUAGUCGAUGCGCGAAGAUUGCCGUCGCAAAACAGGCACUCAAGAAGAUCGAUUCUUUCGAGGGCGGUGUUGUUGCAACGAAAGAGGCUUUGGGAUGCGAUUGCCAGCUCAAAAAAUUUCAGGACGAAUGGCGACUGGAUUAUGGCACGGCAGUCUAG
This is a messenger RNA of Fusarium pseudograminearum CS3096, 5583 nucleotides long. RefSeq lists its product as uncharacterized. Gene Ontology annotation, molecular function: RNA-directed RNA polymerase activity; RNA binding; DNA binding. Gene Ontology annotation, biological process: siRNA processing. The transcript has 8 exons. The coding region runs from base 1 to 5583 and encodes 1860 amino acids. The record is from RefSeq and is a predicted model, not a curated record. Gene Ontology annotation, cellular component: RISC complex; cytoplasm; nucleus. NCBI's taxonomy places the organism in Eukaryota, Fungi, Ascomycota, Sordariomycetes, Hypocreales, Nectriaceae.